CGCGACCGACAGUUGGACGCGCGACUUCGUGUCGUUCGUACGCACGUACGCACGGACGUAUGUACGCACGCACGCACGUACGCACGCACGCACGCCCGAACGAGAGUUAGAUCAGGCCGGUUCCUCGGGCCACACGUGUUUCCGCACGGUUGUGACAGUUUUGGAUCUCAAGUGCUCAUGCGGAUGCUGAGACAUUCGCCGAGGUGCUUACGCAACAGAAUCGACGACCAUUGUCACGGAGACAUUCGACUAUGGUUGUGUUGAGUCGAGUUGGGUCGCCGACGAUGUCAGCGACUGUUGCCGGAAAUCAGCAGCAAUAUCCUCAUCAAGAGUGGGAUAUCAACGACUCCAACGUGCCGAAGGUCGUGGAGUACGACGGCUGGUGCGAAUGGGCGGACGGCCACGUAAGAAAAGUGUACGGCGCGGACUGCGAGGAGGCGCGAAGACACGCUUCCGGCUGGGCCAUGAGGAACACCAACAACCACAAUGUCAGCAUUCUCAAGAAGUCCUGUCUGGGUGUCCUCGAGUGCUCCCUCAAGUGCGUUCUUCCCGGCGGCGGACGCGUCCAUCUGAGACCGGCUAUUUGCGAUAAGGCGAGGAAGAAGCAGCAGGGUAAGCCAUGCCCGAACCGCCAAUGCGCGGGACGACUGCAAAUCCACGCCUGCCGCGGUCACUGCGGCUACCCAGUCACGCAUUUCUGGCGGCACACCGACCAUGCCAUAUUUUUCCAAGCGAAGGGUACGCACGACCAUCCGCGCCCCGAGGCCAAGUCAACAUCCGAGGCGCGCAGGAGCGUAGGCGCCGGGAGGCGAGUUCGUGGCCUCGCUGUCCUUCUUGCCCGAGAGGCUGCCCUCGGCUCUAAGCUAAUGACACUGAGAGGGACUAAACGACCAAACUCGGAUCCUCUGGAACUACCAACGCGGCCCACACAAACUAUGACUUUAAUAGGAGAUAAAGAAUAUUCCUGUUCGUGCUCACCAUUCGAAUGUGUAUGCGGAAACUUGCAACGAAAUUAUCCAAACGGCCAAUCAUCUUAUCAAUCAUCGCAUCAUCAGCAACAGCAUCAGCACCACGAGCCUUUGACAAUGGGUAAUCCUGCGAAUCCAAUGUACAAUGCACAGGCGCAACAGAUGACAGGUAACGAGGCACCGGCUUACUGGCCCCAGGAAACCGCCAUGGAGCAAACGGCUUUGGGAUACUCAUCUUAUCCCAAUUCGGAAUUCCCUGUCAUAUUUGGCAGCGAUCUUUUUCAGCCGGAAGAAAUUUUUCAAUUGGAUCAACCAAUUCGACCAGAUUUUCCAGUUGGCAGCAGUGAGCUUACACGGUCGCCACCAAGUCUUUUGGAUCUCGGCAGUGGCACCAUUAAAUACGAAAUGUCCGAUAUGCAUGAACAAACUUAUUGGACACAACUCCUCAGCGAAGACUCGAGUAGCAGUCACAUUAGCGUCUCUCAGGGUCAUGAGAGUGAAAGGGAGACAAAUCAAACGCAAAGCUGCUCACCCUACGAAGCGUUCCAGGCACAAGGGAACUGGACCAAUAAUCAAAACGAGACGCGGAUGGAGUACGCGGCGGUAACCGGCGUAUACGAGACGCCAAAGCAAUUGCGAUCUACGCACUUACUCUCUAGUCAUUCCCCGGUUUCCGAGGCUCCGAGCUUUCCCAAUUACGACGAUUACCAUCAAAUGAUGCAUAUUUCGAAUCAACGAACGCAUAAUCAAUCGCCCGGCCAGUCACCCGAACACAGACAAAGCCAACACCGCAUCCUCGAAGAUAGACUGACUUACAAUGCUCACCAUGAGCAACCAAUUCAGCCGCAAACGCAAACAAGUCCUGAGCCAUUUUUUUAUCAGAAUAGUGGCGUUGAUAGGUGUCACUACACCUGCGAGGUUCUUGACACUCGAUUGACUCAGGUUGCGCCGAUGACCACCAAUUCUGGCAUUAGUUAUGCUGAUGUUACAGAUAUGGAACUACCACCCUUUGUUGAUUACACUCUUGUUGGAAUGUUAUGUAGCUCGAGAGAAGAGGAGCAACAACAGCAGCAGCAAUUUGUGGAAACAAAUUUGUUGAAAUAG
Molecule: messenger RNA, 2072 nt
Organism: Ceratosolen solmsi marchali
Lineage: Eukaryota; Metazoa; Arthropoda; Insecta; Hymenoptera; Agaonidae
Exons: 9
Coding region: 252-2072 (606 amino acids)
Biological process (GO): gliogenesis; regulation of transcription by RNA polymerase II
Cellular component (GO): nucleus
Molecular function (GO): RNA polymerase II cis-regulatory region sequence-specific DNA binding; DNA-binding transcription activator activity, RNA polymerase II-specific
Source: RefSeq, a predicted model, not a curated record